Python bivittatus (Burmese python) is the source of this 9799-nucleotide messenger RNA. RefSeq names its product transforming acidic coiled-coil containing protein 2 (gene TACC2). The record is from RefSeq and is a predicted model, not a curated record. Gene Ontology annotation, biological process: nuclear migration; mitotic spindle organization; cerebral cortex development. NCBI's taxonomy places the organism in Eukaryota, Metazoa, Chordata, Lepidosauria, Squamata, Pythonidae. Gene Ontology annotation, cellular component: cytoplasm.
GAAAGGAUCCCAACACAGAGAAGGAGUGAAAGGCAGCGAAGGACUUGGGAAAAGGAGUUCUCUCUUUCUGUUUUUAGUUUCAGGAAGCCUAGCUGGUAUUCUUAACACAACGGUUGACCCUGAAAUUUUCCUGUUGAAAUGGGCAAUGAAAACAGCAGCCAAGAAAGUCAGGAUGUCCCUUCAGUUCCAAAAUCAACCGAGCCACUUAGUAGUGAGAGAGAAAUAAAAAAUAAAAAGUCAAGGAAAAAGAGCAGAGACAAAUCACUCAAGCAAGAUGACUUAGAUACCUUACCAUCAGAUUCUACUGUUUCAUUAUCACCACCAGAUGAUGGUUUCUCUUUAACUGCAGAAGAUACAAGAGGAAAUUGGCCUCCAGUGUCUGACUUGAAGGAAAGGGAGUCCUACCAACCCCCAGCUCCAGAUAACCUUCUUCUUGCUGGGAUUGAUAUAAAUGAAGAGUUAAGGACCCAGAACUCUAUCCUAAACAGCCUAAAUAAUGAAGGCCUCUGUAGUAACACUGCUGAAGAAUCAACCAGUGAAAACACUGCUGUGGCAUAUCCAGAUGUGAUGGCACUAGAGAAUAACCUGCACAAGAGAGACUCCUUGGAAUGUGCUGAAGGAGGAGGAAAAGAUCAAAGUCAACAUAUGACAAUGCUUUCUGAGCAUGGUGAAGAAUGCACUGCACUAAGCCUUGAAAGCAGCCCCGGAGGCUUGCCUGCCUUUGUGUCAUACCCUGCUAUUGUGAAUGAGAAAGACACAAGAAUUGAACCUCUGGGCAGUGGAACAGAUGCUGAACAUCAUGCUACUACUUUUGCGAGAGAGUUUGAGAAAGAUCCAAGUAUCCCCGCUUUGGGACAGAUUCCUUCAUCAGAUUCUAUUCGGACACCAGGACCUGAAACUGAGGAAAGCAACUGCAGUGAAUUAGAACCAUUGCAACAGAGCAAACUGUUGAGUGAAAGAAGGGAGACACACAUUACCCUGUUGCCUAAGAGUGAGAAAGGCAGAGAUUCUUAUGCUGCUAAAGAAAUCAGACAGGAGACUGAACUGGAAGUGAGUCACAAGGAGGAGGCUGUAAUAAAGCCAGUGGGACUGAACACAGGUAGUGCAGACAGCCUGGUAAUGAAAAGAGAAAAUUGUAUUCCAAGUAAUCUCAUAACAGGAAGUUCAGACACUGAUAAAUAUGGAGCAGCUGGUAUUGAUCAGAGCAUUGUUGAGUUCAGAGGUGUCAUCAGCGAAUAUAGCAACAACGAAGCAGUGAGCAGAGGAGAUAAACAAUUCCAAACGUUUCCAGAAAAGAACCCUGAGGUGCUUGGGGAUCAUCCCACUGUAUCCAGUUUGUCCUCAAACACAUCAAACCUGUCUCCGCUAACCGUGACAGAACAACCUACCAGUGAUCCUUCAUCUGAAAAAGAAUGGCUAGAAAAGACCAUAAGUGCAAAACCAGAUAUCCAUUGUGUGGAUUUACCAGUUAGCCUGGAGCCUCCUGAUGUGUCCUUGUUGCCAGAAAUAAAGAACAAGACGCAAAAGGCAAAUACUACAUCUGAGGACACAGCGGAGCAAAUGAGUGAUAAUGAAAUCAAACAAGCUGAAUGUGUGAGCAGAGGAAAUACAGCCCUAGCUGACACAGAAAAUGUUGUGUAUAUGGUGAAGGAAGAAUCUGUUGGGGAUAAACUGCUGUUCCUUGAGAGAAGGACAAGAGAUUUCACAAGUGAGAACGAUCUUGCUGAGCAUAAUAAAGAAGAAACUGUAGUAUCUGAGAAACAUGAACACACUUUUUCCGGAAAGGGAGAGGAUGGAUGUCAAGAGGUGCCAACCUCAAGCCAGGUUAUACAUGAAGAUGUAAACUGUCCCCAAGAGACACCACUAACCUUUGAUAUUAACUCAAGAAAGGUCAGUCCAGAUGCUACCUUGGAUGAUUAUUGGUGUUCUCAAGUAAAUAGCUUAGAAACCAAUAUCAGUGGCAAAGUUUUAAAAAAGAACCUCAAUUCAGAAUGUAAUUUGAAUAUACCCAAAGAUCAUUCACCUGAAUUGGAGAACUUGGAGCAAAAAACCACAACCACAAAUGAAAAAGAAGUGGCUAGCCUUGGUUCAGCUGAAGUACUACAUUUACAAAGAAAAGACAGCUUGCAGAGCUGCGAUCUUUUAAACUCCAAUGUAGAAGAUAUGCAGCUCUGCUUUCCAGCCGAUAAAAAGAUAGAAGAUGUACAUGGUUCACUGUCUCUGCACUCUGAAGAUAAUGCCACUGUGCAAAAUAAAAAAGAGAAAUCCUGGGAACAGCCGUUUGCUCAAAAAUCUCAACCAGAAUUGGAAGACCAAUCUAUGGAUAAAAUAAAAUCUGAAAGCAAUGCCUCAUCUGCAGAAAUAAUUCCAGUGCCUAAAACAGAACCUGAGUGUCAGAACUUAGAUGAACAGGCUAGAAGUGCUGAAUGUGUUGCAUCUGAAAAAACAAACAUCCUAAAUGAUGAAUCCCAUUUUGAAAGUAAGAGAUGUGCCUCAACAGCUGGCAGUGACCCAAACUCUGUACCUGUGGCUACUGUUGAACAAAGCAGUGCUAUGGGGAAGAAUGAUAGUAAUAAGGCUAGACAGGAGGAAUGCAAAACAGGGAUAAAAAAAAAAGGAACUGACACAACUUUGGCACAAGAAACCCAGACCAAACUGGGCUCCAUACAGCAAGUGCAGCUGGAACAAGCAACCGAAGAAAGUGACCCCAGUAUAAAACAUGGUUAUUCUGGCAGCCCUUUAGUAUCAGCAGUUGAAGCAGAAACCAGUCCCCAGCCACUGAAGCUUGGAGACUUACAUGAUAACAGCAUAAGGGCAAACAAUUCUCCACUCAAAAGCAAUGAUUGCAAAGAAUAUUUGGAAACUUAUCCCAAAGAGACUGUGGAAAACCAACAGAUGGUGGACAUUUUAAUGCCAUCUCCCAAAGUGCAGUCAAACAAAACCCCAAAGCCCUUUGGCUUUGUCGGCAGGGCAAGCAAAGAAGAACAAUGUAUUUCAAACACAGAAGAUAAAGACCUGGAUCAUGAUGGUCUUCAAACAGUUGCAAGUUCCCAUGGGCAGAACUCUAACUGGACAUCUCCUGAAAGGGACCACCCACUGGAAUUAAAUAAUUUCAAUGGCCAUGGGGAGCUUGAAAAAAGUGAACUACAAGCUGAAGACAAUCUACACAAACUCCAGACAGUACUUGAUGGGCCAGAGACAAAACCAAAUAAUCUGUCAGAUGAAAAUGCAUCUUUAACAUGUAUUUCUGAAUUUGUGGGAAAUGCCACACAAAACAACAACCUGCCAGAUGUAAUAAACCCACCGGUGAAUGAAAGUUGUCUUAACAAAGAAACCUUAAACAACUUCAAGCAAGAGAUUUCUAAUUCUCUGUUUUCAGAUGGGGUUUUUGAAGGAGUAAGCCAGAGUGAUACAUUUGCUAAAGAAUCUGUCACAGCUGAACAGUUGGAUGGCUUAUAUAAACUUUCAGACAGCAAACACACAAGCAAUACUGAUGUUACAGAGUAUAUUCCAGUGACACAGAAAACUGCUACUGCUGAUACUGAACAGGCACAGACCCUGCAGGAGAGUUUAACUUGUGUAGGUGAACAUUCUAAGAACAAUGGGACUGAUUUUAACUUACUGAGCAAAGAACCAGAACUGGCAGAACAAAGCUUACAUACAGAGAAAGAAGAGCACCUGAAUUUAGUAGAUGAAACCAUUCUGAAAGAUGAACAAGUAGGUUGCAAACAGGACUUAACUUUCCUGCCUUCUGAAAAUACAGGAAUGGAUGAACGUUCUCCUGAAUUACCUGAUAGCCCAGAAAUUCCUUUGAGUGAUACUGGGCAUAAAACAGAUAAUACUGAAAAGGCUGAGAUUCUAUUUGCUACUUCUCAAGCAGAACUAACAUCUUUCUCAACAUCAGCACUACUGAAUGAUGGGCCUAGCCAAGUAAGCCACCAGCCUACAGACUGUGUGUAUCAUGGUCCUGAAGAUGAAUUACAAAAAGGUGAGCCAGAAGCUGUGGCAUGUCAAGAUGUCUUAGAUUCUGCUACCAGUUUGCAGACUGCAGCUGCUACACCCAUUUACUUAGAUGAUGCUUUUGUAGAGAACAGCACAACUGAUCAAAGGAGACCAGAAGUAAUGAAUUUAGACAACACUCCUUCAGAAACCAUCCCAGGGAAAGGAUCUGGCAUUCCAGGCAAAGAGCUCCUUUCAGAAGAGUGUAUCUUAACCUUGCAGGAUGCUUCUGAGAUCAAGCAGUUUGAAAGAAAUUUGUCACCAUUUAAUUUCAAGAAGCUGCAGGCUGAGAUCUCAGCAAUUAAACUAAAAGGGGAUAAAAGCGAUGUAAACUUCAAAGCCCAGCAGUUUAACAGCUCAGCAGAAUCUCUACUCAGCCUUUCAGGCUCAGAAAGGAAGCUUUUCAACCUUUCAUCGUUUGAUAAGCAAGCAGAUUGUAAUGAAGACACUGCAACAAAUAUCAGUUGUGACGAUAACAAGCACAGUAAGAAUGAAGAAGAAAGCAAAUGUGCUUUUAUAGAGAAAUUCAACAUCCCCAAGAUGGAGGUAGACAUUCCCAAGCAACCUGCAGCAAUAGCUGAAAAAGAACAGGAAGUUUCAUCUUCCAGAGCAUUCAGCAUUGGCGUUUUUGAUUUUAGGAAACAUAUUAGCAAAAUAUUUGAACAGGCAGUACCAAAUUCCUUGCCUGCAGACUUGUCUCACCUUGCCACUGAACAGAGUCCAAGUGAGAGGGGAACCCCAGUGGCUAAAGAAACAGAGGUUAAGCAAGGACUUGAAGAAGUUGAUAAAAGCAGUGAAAAUGGAGAGCCAGAGAAUGACUGGAAAACAGAAAAAUACACAUUGCCUUCAGAGACUGAACUUUGUGAUAGAGCCACUAAACAGAAAAUAGCACGGGAAGGGGAACACACAGGAAUGCUGGCAAACAGUCAGGAAUACUGUUUGCCAAGUGCCUUUUCAGAAAAAAUCCCUAUCCACAAAUAUUGCUUAAAUGAAGACUCUCUUGCAACUUUCCCCAAGUUAGUUGAGAAGGUGGAUAGCUUAUGCAGUCAUGAAAUGAAGGCAGAGGUAAAUGACCAUCUUCAUGCCUUAAGCAGAGAUAGUGCUGAGAACCAAGUGAACAUAGAAAAAGUAGAGUUUCAGUCUGGAAGUUCUGGAAGCCAAGAAACAGAAAAUCUGCCAUCUUCUCCUAAAAACGAAGAGCCUUUAACAAUUCCUGCUUCUACAGAAGUUGUUCCAAAUUUUGAUGCAAAUGCUGCUGCUGCUGAAGUAAAGGAAGGUAACUUAUUUAGUCUGUGUAACAUUGAAACAGAUGAAUCUAAAGAACAGUUAAUAUAUUAUGGAAAUAAAAACACUGACAAGGGAAAUGGGGAGAACAGUAUUAACCUAAGCAAGAUUUCAGCAUUGCCAUUUCUUCUAGAUGAUCUUGAUGCUCAUAAAGAACAAAGAGAUCAGUCCAGGAUAUUAUCUGAUGAAAAUCCUAACAACUUUUCUAAUGAACAUACAUUACAGAACAAAGCAGUUACAGUACUGUAUACUUUAGAUGGCAAUAAAUGGUUGCAAAGUUCUGUAGAUGUUGCAGAGGAAGAGAAGACACAGGACACAGCAGAACACAAGCUAAUUACUUACUUCAAAAAUGAAGUAAAUCCUGAUCACUCACCAGAUGAGUCCAAAUCAGGAUCCAGCAGUGCUCAAGAGAGCUGUAAGGAAAAAGCAAAUGACAUCAAUUUGAGCACACCAGAAGGACCAGGGUUUUCUACUGAUAUCCCAAAAGCAGGUACUACAAGCACACUAAUCACCAAUGACUGUGACUCAGUUUUGCAAGCUAGCAUAGACAUCCAAAGGAUUGAUGUAAAAAGUCAUUCAGAAACCCUUCAAGGGAUAGAACAAACUGUAUGUACAGAUAUGGAAGUGGCUUCUUUAAAUCAACCCAAAGAAGAACCUGUAAGUUUUCAAGAUGCCCAGGAAAUCGUAUCAACCACUUCACUUUCUGAAUUGGAGCAAAGCUUUCCUAGUUUGCUUGAAAACAUGGCAACAGAAGAAUUACCCCCUGAAAGUUCUUCUGUUCCUGAUGAUGCCAUUAAAUUGAAGCCUGAUGUGGAUUCUUUCAAAGAACCACCAACCACAGUCCUCUGUGAUGCUGCUCUUGAUGCUACUGAGCUGACUACAGCAAGCACUUCCCAGCUUUGUGAUAGCCAGCAGAUUGAUAGCACCAUUACAUCUCUUCCUGACUUUGGAUCAUCAACUCCUGAAUUCGCUAGUGAGAUAAAGCAAUCUAUCCAAGAGAGUAGAAAACCCAUCCUUGAAACCAAGAGGAGUUCAGACUCUGAAGAAGCAUUUGAAACACCAGAAUCUACAACUCCUGUAAAGGCUGCACCUCCGCUACCACAACUACCACCUGAAGUUGUAGCAUUUGACAUAGAAGAACCGGAAGUAAGACCUCAGCUUCCAUCAGAAGACACAGGUUACAGCCCCAGCACACCUCCCACAGGCCAAGUGAGCUCCGUGUCUCAAAGUUUUUGUUCUGAAACGGUAUCAGUAACUGAUGUUUCUCAUUGUGAACCACUUGAAGAAACUCCAUUGCCCCCUCCUCCCCACUCAUUUUCUACAGUUUUUGAUGAAGACAAGCCAAUUGCUAGCAGUGGAACUUACAACCUAGACUUUGAUAACAUUGAAGUUGUAGAUUCCUUACAAGCUGUAGAUCCGAGCUCUCUGGACACAAGGAGUCGGGAUUCUAAGUCACAUGUUAGAAGAAAAUCCACAGAUUCUUUGCCAGUUUCUAGAUCUACUUUAUCUCGUUCACUUAGUUUGCAAGCUGGAGAAUUUGAUGGAGCCUCUUUUCUUGGGAAUAACGAGACAGCAGGUUCUGCAACAGAUACUUUUAGUACUGGUUCAAGCAGUGCUUCUAGUACUCUUAAGCGCACAAAAAAACCUAGACCAGCUUCCUUAAAGAAAAAACAAUUAGCAAAAAAAUCCUUGGACGUUUCUCCAGUAAAAGAGCCGGGAAUAUUAGACCUCAAACAAGAUUCUGCUGCCUCAAGUGACGAAAAAGUUUCUGAACAACUUUUGGAGCCCACUGAACCUGAGGGUACCAACACUUCUCAAACUACUGUCAAGAAAGACGAGCCCACUCCAGGACUAGAGGCAUUGUGUCCAUUUGACCCAAAUAACUUGGAAGAAAUUCCUGUAUCAGGAGACAGCAAAGUACAGAACUCUCCACUUGCCAAUAAGAAAACUGUAUCUCUUACCACAACACCAGAAGCUGUGGAGGUGACACCGUCAGACACUGGGGGACAAGAAAAUCCUCCAGUGAAAGGUUUAUCAGUGAGAUUGGAAUUUGAUUAUUCUGAGGAAAAAGGCAGUGGUGAGGAGCAGACAGAGAGUCCUCUUCUGCCCAAAAAAGUGGGCAAAAAGCCUGGGGCUAAAAUGCCCCUAAGGAGGCCAAAGACUAAAAAGACUGGGGAGAAACUUGACAAUACUCCCACAACCCCAACCAAGACUCCUGCUGAACCCAAUGAGAUUCCUGUCCCCAAAGGCUCGUAUACUUUUGAUAUUGACAAAUGGGAUGAUCCCAACUUCAAUCCAUUCUCUUCCACUUGCAAAAUGCAAGAGUCUCCAAAACUGCCCCAGCAAACCACCACAACGUACAAUUUUGAUCCAGACAUCUCUGAGGAUUCUCUUGAUCCAUUCAAGCCUUCCUCAAAGGUAGCCAGCUCUCCCACACAAUCUCCAGCCUCCUUUGAGAUUUCAGCUAAUGUCAAUGAAAUUAAUGGAUCAGAAGGAGAUGGCCUAAAUAAGCCUGCAAAAAAGAAGAAGACGCCACUCAAGACUGAUACUUUCAGGGUGAAAAAGUCACCAAAAAGAUCUCCACUGUCUGAUGCACCUUCACAGGAAUCCACGACACUGCCUACUACUGAAACAUCCUCUGUUGUAUCCACUGUGGUUCAUGCAACAGAUGAGGAAAAACUGGCAUCCUCUGUGGGCAAUCAGAAAUGGACUUGUAUGACGGUGGAUCUUGAUUCUGAUAAGCAGGAUUAUCCUCAGCCAUCAGAUCUGUCAACGUUUGUAAAUGAAACAAAGUUCAGCUCUCCUUCAGAAGAGCUGGAAUAUGGCAACGCAUAUGAAAUAGAAUAUAUGGAAAAAAUAGGUUCUUCCAUACCUGAUGAUGAUGGCCAGACAAAACAAUCUUUGUACCUUAUGUUCAAUGCACAGGAAGAGAGUCCAGUCAAGUCUCCUCCAGUUCGUUUAUCAGAUUCUACAACUCCUUGUUCUGGGUCAAGUUUGGAGGAAACAGAAAGCCAGCUUUCCUGUAGUAUAAAACUACAGCACCCAGCUUCACGAUCCCUGGUGGCCAGCCAAGAAUCAUCAGUACAGCCCUCUGAUAAAACAAAAGAACUGGAAUCUAUGUCCUUAGGAAGUGCUUCAGACAACAUAGAUAUAAUCACACCAGAAGAUCCUUUUGUUUCUGCUGACGCUCUCCUUAGUAGGAUAUCUCAUCCACCUUCAGUAUGUGAUCAGCUUCAGUAUCUGGAGCCUGACUUAGCAGAAAAGAAUCCCCCAGUAUUUGCUCAGAAACUUCAGGAGGAAUUAGAAUUUGCUGCAAUGAGGAUAGAAGCCCUGAAGCUAGCCAGACAAAUUACCUUGUCUUCUUCCAACUCCUUAGAUACUGAGAGAGACCCUGCAGCGGAUGCUUCGAUCUCUAAAAGUGCAUUGUACUCCCGGAUAAGCAGCUCAGAGGGAGAAAAUGCCUCCACUUUGCUUUAUAAGCAGCAAGACGUGGAUACUGCCUUAAGAGUUGCCAGGGAGGAGAUAGUUGUGAAGGAAAGAAUGAUUUCAGAAUGGAAAGAGAAGUACGAAGAGAGUAGGAGGGAAGUAAUGGAAAUGAGGAAAAUCGUUUCAGAGUAUGAGAAGACAAUUGCUCAAAUGAUAGAGGAUGAGCAGAGAGAAAAAUCCAUGUCCCAUCACACUGUCCAGCAGCUUAUUAUGGAAAAAGAGCAAGCAUUAGCUGACCUGAACUCUGUGGAAAAAUCUCUAGCGGAUCUUUUCAGAAGAUACGAAAAAAUGAAAGAAGUUCUUGAAGGAUUUAGGAAGAAUGAAGAAGUAUUAAAGAAAUGUGCACAAGAAUAUUUAUCACGAGUUAAAAAAGAAGAGCAGAGAUAUCAAGCCCUCAAGGUUCAUGCAGAGGAAAAACUGGACAGAGCCAAUGCUGAAAUUGCACAAGUUCGGGGCAAGGCUCAGCAAGAACAAGCAGCUUACCAAGCCAGCCUUCGUAAAGAGCAGUUAAAAGUGGAUGCAUUGGAAAGAACACUGGAACAAAAGAAUAAAGAAAUAGAAGAGUUGACGAAGAUUUGUGAUGAACUGAUUGCCAAAAUGGGGAAAAGCUAACUUUUAACCAAAACCCUAAAUUACAAUCUUGAGUGCAAUAUGACCAUUGGCACAGUGAUAUCCAGGCAGUGAUGUGAACGGAAUCUAUUUUCACUUUUUUGUAUGCACUACUGUAUUUUUUCUUAAUAAUGUUGAUUUGAUUGUAUGCAGUACUAAGACUAUCAGAAAUCCUUGCUAUUGUCUGCAAUUCUUUCCUUUGUAUAAUUCAUAGCAAGUUGAUCUCAAAAGUUCCUGUAUCAGGGAGAUUUGUCAAGUUCUUUAAUAAAUUACAGUUGCUCAUCCUAGCCUUCCCUUUGUACAUGAGUUCCCAUGUUGGAUGUCUUUUUUGGAUUUAAUAUAAAUGUGUAUUACAUGCAUGGGGACUCUUGCCUUAAGGAGUGUAAAUUUGAUCUGCAUUUUCUGAUUUGUAAAAUAAAAU